Molecule: messenger RNA, 1552 nt
Organism: Cylicocyclus nassatus
Lineage: Eukaryota; Metazoa; Nematoda; Chromadorea; Rhabditida; Strongylidae
Source: the annotation of a GenBank genome assembly
CUAUUCUAUUUGAAUGUUUGCCCUUUUCCGACAUGGGGUUUCCCCUGCUCUUAUUAUUUGGGUUGGUUGGACUGGCGGUUGCACCUCCACCACAGAGAGUUCAGAUUGAGCAUCAGGCGACUCAAGAGAGACAGGAGCCUAGCCCGAACAAUGCUCAAGCACAGCAAGGAACUACUCCGGAUGAUGAUGAAACAGGGCAGAAACCGUUAUAUCAAUUCACAUACUCCAAAUACCUCGAAGAAGUAGUCAAGAUCCUCGAAAGUGAUCCGAAAUUUUCUGAGAAAAUUCGUGGAAUGCCGGAAGAAGACAUAAAGUCGGGGAAAAUAGCAGAUCAUAUUGAUGAUCUUGAUAGCCAUGUGUUCGACAAGCUGACUAAAGCAAAACUUGAUGAGCUCGAGCGACUACGAGUUCAAAUCCAAAAGCAGAUUGAGGCGGAUGGUGGGGCGCACAAUGUCAAGAUGCCAGAGCAUUUGGAUGCUACGAAUUGGGAAAAGUUUGGAAAAGAAGAUCUAAGAAGAUUGAUCCUUCGAACAGUGCAAGACAUGGAAGAAAUGGACAAACAACGUCAAAAGGAGUUCAAGGAAUACGAAAUGCGUAAAAAAGCAGAAGAAGACCAUAAAUUUGCUCAGAUGGAAGAACAAGAACGGGCUAAGGCCAUGCAUGAGGCUGAGGAAGCGAGAAAACGACAUAAUGAGCAUGAAAAGUUGAAACAUCCGGGAAGUCGCGACCAGCUUGAAGAAGUUUGGGAAGAAACGGAUCAUAUGGACAAAGACAAUUUUGACCCGCGAACAUUCUUUGCUCUUCAUGAUUUGAAUGGUGAUGGGUACUGGAACGCUGAUGAGUUGGAAGCCCUGUUCCAGAAGGAGCUCGAAAAACUUUACAACGAAACGAAUCCCGAUGAUGAUCCUCGCGAACGGAUGGAAGAAAUGUAUCGAAUGCGAGAGCACGUGACCAAGCAGAUGGAUAAAAAUGGAGAUCGUCUAAUCUCACUUGAGGAGUUUCUCCAGGAUACUGAGGCACAAACCCCUGAUGAUGAUCCCGGUUGGAAGGACAUUGGUGACCAGCAGGUUUAUACUGAUGAGGAACUGCAGCAAUUUGAGAAGGAAUAUGCGAAGAAGAAAGCACUUCCACCCGUGCAAGCACAACAAUUCCACCAGCAGCAACCACAGCAAAUAAACCCGCAACAGGGACAAAUACCUCAGCAGCCACCGCAGUAUCAACAACAACAACAACAGUAUCAACAGCAACAGGUUCCACAACAACAAUAUCAACAGCAACAGGUUCCACAACAACAGUAUCAACAGCAACAGGUUCCACAACAACAGUAUCAACAGCAACAGGUUCCACAACAACAGGUUCCACAGCAACAACAGGUUCCCAUUCGACAUGAACCCAUAGUUGAGAAACCAAAGGAUCCAACAUAUGGAAUCUAAUUUAUCACGGCAAUGGACUUACGAGUUGUUCGUCUUCCGAUUCUGAAUGGGCUGAUACUUAAUUUAUAAUAGUAUUUUAUACUAGUUUGCAUUUUCGUCAGCAGUUAUACGGAUACCGU